Molecule: messenger RNA, 6753 nt
Organism: Panthera uncia (snow leopard)
Lineage: Eukaryota; Metazoa; Chordata; Mammalia; Carnivora; Felidae
Gene: MID2
Product: midline 2
Exons: 10
Coding region: 281-2338 (685 amino acids)
Molecular function (GO): zinc ion binding; protein binding
Source: RefSeq, a predicted model, not a curated record
CGAUGCUCUAACCCGGUGGUUUGUGGGACCAGGGGUUUGGCGGGUGGGAGAAGAGUUUGGCCAUAGUCUUCCUUCUGCAUUUCACACACAUUCUGCGCUCGCUCGCUCUCGCCCUCUCUCUCUCUCUCUCUCUCUCGCACACACACACGCCCGCCCGGGCCCGUCUCCGUGUGUCUUCCUUCAAGAUGACAGGGCGCUGGAGAAAAGGCUGCUGGAAUCAGCUGGUGAAAGCCCAGCCUCUGCGGUUCUUAAUGCCUCAGCAGGAUUAUUUUCACUAAAGAUGGAAACACUGGAGUCUGAAUUGACCUGUCCAAUCUGCCUAGAGUUGUUUGAAGACCCCCUUCUUCUCCCUUGUGCUCAUAGCCUCUGCUUCAGCUGUGCGCAUCGAAUCUUGGUCUCGAGCUGUGGCUCUGGUGAAUCCAUUGAACCCAUUACCGCUUUUCAGUGUCCAACGUGCAGGUAUGUUAUCUCACUGAACCACCGGGGCCUGGACGGCCUCAAGAGGAAUGUGACUCUGCAGAACAUUAUCGAUCGCUUUCAGAAGGCUUCCGUCAGUGGGCCCAAUUCCCCAAGUGAGAGCCGCCGGGAGAGGACUUACAGGCUCAGCACUGCCAUGUCUAGUGAGCGAAUUGCUUGCCAAUUCUGUGAGCAGGACCCGCCAAGGGAUGCAGUGAAAACAUGCAUCACCUGUGAGGUCUCCUACUGUGACCGUUGCCUGCGGGCCACACACCCUAACAAGAAACCUUUUACCAGCCACCGCCUGGUGGAACCAGUGCCAGACACACAUCUUCGAGGGAUCACCUGCCUGGACCAUGAAAAUGAGAAAGUGAACAUGUAUUGUGUAUCUGAUGACCAAUUGAUCUGUGCCUUAUGCAAACUGGUGGGACGUCACCGAGACCAUCAGGUCGCGUCCCUGAAUGACCGAUUUGAGAAACUCAAGCAAACUCUGGAGAUGAACCUCACCAACCUGGUUAAGCGCAACAGUGAACUAGAAAAUCAAAUGGCCAAACUAAUACAGAUCUGCCAGCAAGUGGAGGUGAAUACUGCUAUGCAUGAGGCAAAACUUAUGGAAGAAUGUGACGAGUUGGUAGAGAUCAUCCAGCAGAGGAAGCAAAUAAUUGCUGUCAAAAUCAAAGAGACCAAGGUAAUGAAGCUGAGAAAGUUGGCACAGCAGGUUGCUAAUUGCCGCCAGUGUCUUGAACGGUCAACAGUCCUCAUCAACCAAGCUGAACAUAUCCUGAAAGAAAAUGACCAGGCACGGUUUCUCCAGUCUGCAAAAAAUAUCGCUGAGAGGGUCGCUAUGGCAACAGCAUCUUCUCAAGUUCUGAUUCCAGACAUCAAUUUUAACGAUGCCUUUGAAAACUUUGCUUUAGAUUUUUCCAGAGAAAAGAAACUGCUGGAGGGGCUAGAUUAUUUAACAGCCCCAAACCCACCAUCUAUCCGAGAGGAACUCUGUACUGCCUCCCAUGACACCAUUACAGUCCACUGGAUCUCGGAUGAUGAGUUCAGCAUCAGCUCCUAUGAGCUUCAGUACACCAUAUUCACUGGCCAGGCUAACUUCAUCAGCCUGUAUAAUUCAGUGGAUAGCUGGAUGAUUGUGCCCAACAUUAAACAGAACCACUACACAGUGCAUGGACUUCAGAGCGGGACGCGCUACAUCUUCAUCGUUAAAGCCAUAAACCAAGCAGGCAGCCGGAACAGUGAACCUACCCGACUAAAAACAAAUAGCCAACCCUUUAAACUAGAUCCCAAAAUGACUCACAAGAAGUUGAAGAUCUCCAAUGAUGGAUUGCAGAUGGAGAAGGAUGAAAGCUCUCUGAAGAAGAGCCAUACCCCAGAGAGGUUUAGUGGCACAGGGUGCUAUGGGGCAGCAGGAAAUAUAUUCAUUGACAGUGGCUGCCACUACUGGGAGGUGGUCAUGGGUUCCUCAACAUGGUAUGCAAUUGGCAUUGCCUACAAAUCUGCUCCCAAGAAUGAAUGGAUUGGCAAGAAUGCCUCCUCAUGGGUCUUCUCUCGAUGCAAUAGUAACUUUGUAGUGAGACAUAACAACAAAGAAAUGCUGGUGGAUGUGCCCCCACAGUUGAAGCGUCUGGGUGUCCUUCUGGAUUAUGACAACAACAUGCUGUCUUUCUAUGACCCAGCUAACUCUCUCCAUCUUCAUACUUUUGAUGUGACCUUCAUUCUUCCAGUUUGUCCAACAUUUACAAUCUGGAACAAAUCCCUAAUGAUCUUGUCUGGCUUGCCUGCCCCAGAUUUUAUUGAUUACCCUGAGCGGCAGGAAUGCAACUGUAGGCCUCAAGAAUCCCCUUAUGUUUCUGGGAUGAAAGCUUGCCAUUAAGUUUCAGGAGAACAUAGAAUUCACUGGGUCUACAGUUCAGCAGUUCUUCCCCUCCUAAACCUCAGUUAGUGUCCAAUAUACAAGAUAAAAAAUAAAGUUCAUCUGAAGCAUCCAAAAUAACUAGGUAUUAUAGAUUUAAUUUUUCUGCACUAAAGCUUGUAUCUGAAUUAAUGUAUUGAGUUUCUCUGAGCAAAUUUUCCAAGUAGUCUGGGGUCAAGCCAUUGGAGGAGAAAUCUAGAGAAUACUUCUCAUCAGUGGAGAAUUCAAAAUUCCUGGUGAUUUAGGAGUGUAAAUGAUACUGGAAGGAAUUAGGAUAAUUCUAAGUAAAUAAUGUAGAAAGAUGCUCUGAACGAGGGGCUAGCCAGCAGGAAAGGUGUGUGUGGGGUGUCAGCCUCUCUAGUACUGGUCAAUUUGGCCAAGUAGAAUUUUGAAGGAUCGGCUGAUCACAUAUGUAGUUUUUGAUAAAAACCUACCAUCAAGGAUUUAUUGUAAAGUAAAAACACAAAUGUGUAUAUAUAAUAUACAUAAAAUGAAUAAAUAUGUAUUAUAUAUUCAUUUUAUAAUUAUAUAUACAUAAUAAUUUUUUUAUUUGCUCAUUUGAGUGAGAAAUAUACUGGAAGGGAAAAGAAAUUAUAUCGUCCAUUUUUGUCCCCUAAAGGGAACAUCGAAAUCAGGCAACAAUUCCCCCCUCCCUCCGUUCAUCCCUCCCAUUCUCCUUCGUGUCACACACACAUGCAAUGACAUAGAUGGUGGGAAGAGCUCUAAACUGGAGUAGGAAAGAUUGGGGGACAAGAUUGCACAAUAGCCACUAGCGCUGGGUAGAAAAUUGAUCCAAUACAAGCAUUAUGUGUAGUGCAGUUUCACUGAGGCUGCCUAAUGGAAGAGGGUCAUCUGAAUUGUUAAAAGUUCUUCACAGAAUAUCUCAAAGAAAUAUAGCUUUAUUACUCUCAAGUACAUACAGUUACUAGAAUUAGGCUAAAAAAAAGAGUUGCAUAAUAAUGGAUGUUCUUUAGGAACUUUAUUUACUUAAUCUGUGAGAAUGGAGUGUUCUAGCUGCAACAACUAUUUGCAUAUAAAGGCACUUGUAUUUUCGGAUAAAACACUUCCGAAGUGCUUCAGAAUGCCUGCGAACAGUCUGUUUUCUUAAACAGGUUAAAUAAUCAUUCCUCUUGCAAUCUUGUUUACACUAUCCAUCUGCUUAGCCAACCCUUCAUGGCAAAUGCAGUUUGUCAUCACUAUUGUUGAGGGGCAUCAAGUUUAUGGUCUGUGCUUUUGUCACUUCCACUGCGGGGAUUGGGGAUGUCAGAACCAGAGCUUUCUCCUUCCCAGGAGAAGAGUCUCCAGGCUUCAAGGAGUCUACUUCUUCGGAGCUGUGAAAAGACUACUUUUGUACAAAAUGGUAGCUGUAACAAGCCACCAGAUUGGAGCCUUGAAACAAUGCCAAAACUCCCUUCUUCCUUUCCACUAUCUUGGUGGAUGUUCAUUCAUUAAUUCAUUCAACAAACUACCACAUGCUGGGUACCGCUCUGCUGCCGAUAUAUUGAUAAAACACAGUCCCUUGCUGUCAAAUGCCUUACUAUUCUGUAGGAGAGACAAAUAAUCUAUAUAACCCCCCUAAAUAACAGCUUUGUAUUGUUUUUUUCACCUAACAUGGAAAGCAACACUGAUGCAGGUACAGAUGGCAGGCUCAAACAUAGGCAUCUGGUAGCAAAGUCCGCUUUUUUUGUUUUAAAAAACUGUAUGUAAUUUCUGCUGAUCAGGAUAUGAGCAACCUCAGUAAGAUCCAGCAGUGCUGGGAAAUAGCACUUUGGACUAAAAUAAUCCUAGUUCUUCUGCCAUUUACUAGCGGUGGGACUAGGGUAAAUUACUUCGCUUCUCUGAGCCUCUGUUUCCUCUUCCGUAAAAUAAUACCUACCUCACAAGGCUGUUGCAAAGAUUUAAAAAGAUAGCACAUGUAAACUGCCUAGCACAGCACCUGGCAUUUAGUGAAGUGCACAAGGAAUAUUAACCUCCUCUUCCCAGCCCCAGCCCCAUUACACUGUAGUGGUGCUUUACAAUGUAUGCCUUUCAUCUCUAAGUUACUCUGGUCUCUCCUCUAGGGCUUAUCCCCCAGUUUUUAAACACAAGUUAUUCCCCACACCCCUUCCUAAAACCUCUCACUGGCUCCCAUAGCAUUCAGUAGAAGGUCCCAUUUACAUGGGGUUUGGCUUUUCAGGUCCCUGUUGGCUUUCCUAGCUUCACCUUUUGCCAUUUCCCUCCUUACAGUCGUUACUCUGGACAAGGUCAAUUACUCACAUGGGUUGUUCUCUGGGCCUGGAAUGGAGACAUUAUUGACAGUUUUGAUGCCCAGAGUAAACAGGAAUUGUUCUUAAAUUAAGGGAAUAGUGUGAAGAUGCUAUAAAUGCAGAGCACUCCACCUCCGCCUGGACCAAUUUCCUCUACCUGAUCCUCAGCUCUCCCAAGCUAUUCAUUUGGUUUUUUUGUGCCCUUUAGGUUUUGGUGGCCUGGGACAAAGCUUCAACUUCCCCCACCUUAUUUUUGACCUUAGCCUAGACUACUUUUCCCCACCCUGACCCCUCUCAACCAAAUUAACUCCUGACACCCUUGCCUGGGGCAUGUUCUCUUCUGAGCUUCCGUGGCACCUUUGAGUGUUCCUCCCUUCUCAGCAAUAAUCACACUGUAUAGCAGUGUUUUUCAGUGUGGUCCUCAGACCACCUGUUAGAGCCACCUUUGGUGUUUGUUAAAACAGUUGAUUCCUAGACCCCACUCCUGAUCUACUUAAUUAGACUAUCUGGGCACAUAAGUGGAAUUUGACAUUUUUAACAAGUUCCCAGGUGAUUCUGAUGCACACAAAAGUCUAAUGUAUAAUGAUCAUCUUCCCUACUAGCCUGUGAAUACCUUGAGGGCAGGGACUGUGUCUUUUGUUGUUGUAUUUUUAAUACUUGGCAUGGUGUGUGGAACAGAGUAGCUGCCUAAUGUUUAUUGAAUGAAUGUAUGAAUGAACGAAUGAAUUAUCAAAAGUUUCCCUGUUGUAGUCUGAUAUCCAUACUGGUGUUUGUUAUUUCCUGGGCAGAAAAGCUUGGUUACUUUUCCAUUUGGGCUAUAUUGAUAUUAUUUUGCAAAAGCCCCGGGACUUAGGCAUAUAAAUGAGUGUUGUCUGCCUCAAAAGCCCUUUGGAAGUUAACUUGGGGAAAUGUCUAGAGCAUGUGGCACCAUUCUUUGCAAAAACUUUUUAGUCUUUUUUAACUUCAUUCUUUGAAGAUGGAUUUAAGUUUUGGUUAUAGCCCCAAAUCACUCAGAGGUUAGCCUACUGAAUAAUGUAGGAAAUUAAACUGGGCUUGAGGUAAGCAAUGAAGUUUCUGAGACAAAUAAUGGAAAGUGCUUUUCAAGAAACAACAUGGUGGCAUUCAGUGGGGGUGUGGUGAGUCCCAGAUACUUCAAGGCUUUCCUAGAUAAUGGCAAUGCUAGGGACCAUAAGAGAAGUCAUUGACUACCUCUAGCUGAACCCAGUUGGACAAAGGGAAUAGGACCUGUAUUUAACAUCUUCAAGGAAGGUGACUUCUUCAGUUUUCAUUGUUGUUGCCCUACUCAACCUAUUCUCCUACAAUCCUUUCUGCUAGCAAAUUAUUCUUUCUGUCUGCAACUUAUGCUUAUUUCCACUUUUUAUAUUGUCUUACUGAAGAAAGCACAAAAAUAAUCAAAAUAAAGUUAAACCUGUUUUGAGAAUAUGAAAGAAAUUUUAAUGCCACAUUGGAGUUGUGACUACUUGUAAGUAAGGAUUCCUGCAUCUGUAUGUGUUUUUAUCAUGUAAUCACAUUGUGUAACUUUGGAUGCAGUGAAAUUCAGAUUUCAACAAAACCACUUAUAUGUUCUUUUCAGCUAAAAAUACACUAGGUGAAUUUUCUAAGCUUCCAUGGUUUACAUAUUUAUAUAUGACUAACUGGAUGGAGCAAUCCAUGGAUGGACUUUUUGAUAAGCUCAAAUAUUUGAUACCCUUUCCUCUACAGAAUGGAGAAUGUGAGGCUGACAGAUAAGAACCACUCCCAUGCUUAUUUCAAUUCCUGAAGCCAAUUGCAGCCUCAGAGCCAUUGGCUGUAUUUGGCCGUGUUAUUACAGGUUGGCCAGUUGACUGCCAUCAGGUCAGGUAAAACUGCCUUUUAUGGUCUGGUCGGCCAUCUUCAGACAUAUUCUCUGUUGUUGUUGUUGGCUAGAAUAUUUAUUAGACUAAUGUCGGACUAUUUUUUAUCAAAUAUUUUAACCCAGGCUUGUUUGUACUGGGAGCUCUGGACCAAUAGCAUCUCUUCUAGUGACAGAAAUCUGAGCAUCUGCAGAUUAUUACACAGCCUCAUCCCUCUAAAAUAUCCCAGCCCAUCCAAAAUGCUAUAUUAUGAAUUAAAUAAAUAUAUAUGUAUUCA